Molecule: messenger RNA, 1200 nt
Organism: Venturia canescens
Lineage: Eukaryota; Metazoa; Arthropoda; Insecta; Hymenoptera; Ichneumonidae
Exons: 1
Coding region: 1-1200 (399 amino acids)
Source: RefSeq, a predicted model, not a curated record
AUGUCCUAUGUGCAAAUUGAAAAUAUAUCUAGAACCGAUCAAGAAUAUUUCUUGGAAUUGGAUGAUGAUGAUCAUCAUCAUGUCGCAGAGAGCCCUAUUUCCCACUUUCCAAUGGGCCCCGUAUCGCAGGUUCCGUUCGAUGUUAUGCAUCUUUUAGAUCUCGGUUUGAUGAAGCGGCUGUUCAUAGCUUGGAUUGAGGGAAAGUUUUCGAGAGCGGCCAAGCUGUGCGGUAGGGACAUUAUUUUAAUUUCUGAAAGGCUCAAAUAUUUGUACGAUUGGUGUCCCAGCGAGUUCGCGCGUUUUCCUCGUUCGUGGGAACGCUAUGGACGGUGGAAGGCUACCGAGUUUCGGCAAUUUUUAUUGUAUUCCGGUCCGGUUGUACCCUAUGGUAUUUUGCCAACAGACUUGUACAAUCAUUUUCUUCUUUUAAGCAGCGCCGCGCGUAUUUUAGUUUCCUCCAAUCCUUCACGCCGACAAUUGACUUACGCAAGAAUGACUUUAAAAAUUUUUGUCGCUGAAAGCGUGCGUCUUUACGGCCACAAUUUUGCCAGUUAUAACGUUCAUGGCUUAUUGCAUCUCGUCGACGAUGUUGAAAUUUUUGGUCCGGCAGACGGUUACUCCGCCUACCCGUACGAGAACGCCAUGCAGUAUUUUCGUCGAUGUAUCAGAAAGCCACAUUUGUCUCUUCAACAAAUUGCCAAUAGAAGGUCAGAACGUGCAAGAUUAGUUGGUUCCCGUCCUCAUAGAAGCUGUGAUGGAGCUCCGAUUACACUCGAUCGACAUCAUGACGGGCCACUGUCGCGCGAUGCCGUUGAGGACGAUGUUCUCCAAUUCCGCCGGUUAAAAAGUAAAAAAAUUUCCUUGAGUAUCAAAAAACGUAAUCGUUAUUGUGUCCUCAAAGAUUCUAGAAUUUGCAGAGUAGAAAAUAUCAUAAGAUAUCAAAAUAAUAUUUGCUUAGUGGCAAGAAUAUUCGAAUCCGUAGAAUCAUUCUUCGACGUAGGGGUUCCGUCAAACGACGUUGGAUUCUUCAAGUGCAAAACACUUUCUAAAGUGAAAAUCCCAGUGACUUUUAACGAUAUUCUCGCAAAAUGUUACGCGAUGCCCUUGUGGGCGCCGCGUUGCAUGGACGAAUAUGGUAGGGAAUUGCUGGUUGAUGGUACAUUCAUAGUGGCUGCUAUGAACGUUGUUUCAACUUACUGA